AUGGUUAGAUACAAUGACACCCUGGACAAAGAUGAAUCCGGUCGAAGUGAGACACGAGAAGAGGUUCUUUUGAACAAAUUCCCCCCUGAAGAGGAGCACCUCUUGACAACACCAUCUGUUGUCAUUGAUUCCGGCGGUAGAAUCAUUGUCUGGUAUUUGCCUGGAGCACUCACCUCUAUGAUGAUGAAAGAUAUUCACGGUGCCACACAUUCCAUGAGUGGUUUGUUGAAGCAUAGCAUCACAUCAGGCAAGAUUUCUCAAUGGAGGACCCACCGGUCAAACUUCUAUACAAGUCCAGAUGGAAUGAUCACCCCCGGUUGCAUCAAUAUAUCUCCUGCAUGGUUUCAGCAAGGAAGAGAGGUGCAUGGCUUCUCGCCAGAGGUAUCAGCGGCACUGAAAGGUGCUGCCAGUCACAAUAUUACAGCAUCCCUUCAAAGGUCCGGUAUCAUUGUCUCUGCUGCACUUCGAGUCAUGCACCCUGAUCUUUAUUGGGCCGGAAUGGAAACUCAAGUCAGGCUUGGUAAAUGGGCUGCCAGAUAUGAGUUGAACGAGAUGCACCAUCAUCUUCAACGCUGGACAUCCGUUUUUAAUGUGGUAUCGAUCAUAUGCAAUCGCCAGACACCCCCUCAUAGAGAUCCUAAAUGUCGACCGGCAGCAUUUGAUAUCAUGACUACUGCUGGUGUUUAUUGCCCGGUUAUCAUGGAUUUCAUGAACCUUGGAAUCAAGUUUCUCUACGACUCUGGCUCAAUAUUGGCUUCAUCAUGUCGACUGGUGAGACAUUACAUGAACGUGGAAGAGGGCAACAGGAUUGUCACUGCAUGGUACAUGCGAGACAGCAUCCACAAUUUUGUUGGGACUCCGAGCACGGAGUAUGCAAAAUAUGACCGUGUAGAUAUUUAG
This is a messenger RNA of Suillus fuscotomentosus, 900 nucleotides long. RefSeq lists its product as uncharacterized. The coding region runs from base 1 to 900 and encodes 299 amino acids. NCBI's taxonomy places the organism in Eukaryota, Fungi, Basidiomycota, Agaricomycetes, Boletales, Suillaceae. The record is from RefSeq and is a predicted model, not a curated record. The transcript is spliced from 3 exons.